Messenger RNA from Phycomyces blakesleeanus NRRL 1555(-), 3710 nucleotides. RefSeq lists its product as hypothetical. The coding region runs from base 12 to 3020 and encodes 1002 amino acids. The record is from RefSeq and is a predicted model, not a curated record. Lineage: Eukaryota; Fungi; Mucoromycota; Mucoromycetes; Mucorales; Phycomycetaceae. Gene Ontology annotation, molecular function: metal ion binding. The transcript is spliced from 28 exons.
AUCAAUCUCAAAUGGGGAAUUUUGAAUUAAUUUGCGAGGUUCCUACAGAUUUUGGAGCUACUUACACAAAGUACAAAAGUACCAAGUCUGGUCUCACUGUCGUUCUCUCUGACAUUGAAGCCCCUCUUGUAAACGGUUACUUUGUCUUGGCCACCGAGAGUUUUGAUGAUUUUGGUUGCCCUCACACUUUGGAGCAUCUGGUAUUCCUUGGAAGUGAACAAUUCCCUUACAAGGGUGUGCUGGAUUCACUAGCAAACCGUGCAAUUGCCCAAGGAACCAAUGCAUGGACAGAUGUAGACCACACUUGCUACACUAUUACAACUGCCGGUAGCCAGGGUUUCCUCAAGUUACUUCCUAUUUAUGUAGAUCAUGUUUUGUAUCCUACUCUCACAGAGAGUGGUUAUUAUACCGAAGUUCAUCAUAUUAACGGGGAAGGCGAAGAUGCAGGUAAAUUUGUUGUAUACAGUGAAAUGCAGGGUUGCCAAAACUCAAGCAGUGAUAGACUUCAUCUUCGUAUGAAAAGAAUUCUCUACCCUGAAACAUGUGGCUAUCGCUCAGAGACUGGUGGAUUAAUGGAGCGCCUUAGAGAGCUAUCUGUAGAAAAAAUUCGCGAUUACCAUAAGGCUUAUUACCGCCCUGAUAACCUGUGCUUGAUUAUUACCGGAAAGGUUGAUCCUGCAGACCUUAUGAAGGCUCUUGAGCCUGUCGAAGAAAAUAUUCUUUCUAAAGGUCCUCUUCCACCUAUGCAAAGACCUUGGGUGAGCACAGGCGACUUUCCCAAUCUGACGAAGAAUAUCGAGGAAACCGUAUUGUUUGCCGAUGAAGAUGAAUCCAUGGGAACAGUUCUUAUUGCAUGGAACGGACCAAAAUGCCAUGAAUACUUCACUAUGAAAGCUUUAGAAGUCUUGAAUCUUUACCUUACAGACUCACCUGUGUCCGUUUUGCAAAAAGAAUUUGUUGAAAUCGAAGACCCCCUUUGCACAGGUAUUUCUUUUGAUAGCACUGAUCAUCUCAAGACAACAUUGAUGUUGACUGCUUCCAAUGUACCCAUUGAAGAGAUUGAUGAAUUUCCUGCUCAACUCUUCGAGACACUCCAACGAUUGGUCGAAGCCAAUGAUAUUGAUAUGGAGCGUAUGAAGAUGGUUAUAGAGAAAGAAAUUCUCAAGGUAUGUCGUACUGUUCCAUCUAACUCAGGUAUAUGUAUAGACUUCUUAUACGGAUCUGAAGAUGGAGAGGACCUUAAGAAGGCUGUUAAGGAUAAAGAAUACCUUGCACAGCUUAUUGAUCUUACUGUGUCUGAUUGGAUUAACCUUUUAAAAACAUGGUACCUUGACCAGUUUCACGUUGUUCUUCUCGGAAAACCUUCCGCAGAGUUUGCAGAGCAGAUGACGGAGGAAGAAAACCAGCGUAUCGAGAAGCAGCGCGAGGAUCUUGGAGAAAAGAAGCUCGAGGAGUUACAUGAUGCUUUAGAAAAGGCUAUGGCUGCUAAUGAUGUCCCUGUACCUAAUGAAAUCUUGGAUAAUUUUGUUAUUCCUUCUGUUUCGACUAUCAAGUUUAUUGAUGUUCAAUCGGCUCAAAAUAACUCAAAGAGUAUAAAAAAUGCCGUCCAAGAACAUAUCAACCGCGAUAAUUCAGCCGAUAUUCCAUUUUUCAUUCAAUUUGAUCAUAUCAAGUCGGCCUUUAUUAAGCUGACUGCUCAUAUCAGUGCAUCGUCUAUUCCAUCGCACCUGUUGCCAUACACCCGUAUUUUCUUAAAGUCGAUAUUUUCACUACCAGUAGAGAGAGAUGGUAUGACACUCACAUAUGAAGAAGUUGUGAAAGGGUUGAGUGAGGAUACACUUGAGUAUGACUCUGGCCUUGGAACAAGCAGUGGAUUUAGAGAACUUGCCGUAUUCUCUAUUAAAGUUGAGGCAUCGAAAUAUAAAAAAGCUAUCAAGUGGCUCCAGGAUAUCCUCUGGCACACCCAAUUUACUGCAGAACGUCUCAAGAUCGUAGCCAACCAGAUUCUAAAUGAUAUUCCUCAGUCCAAGAGAGAUGGUCACAGUAUGACAAUUGCUUGUAUGCGAAUUAUUCAAUACGAUGCAACCAAAUCUGUCAGUGCUUCUCGCAAUGUUCUUUUCCAGACCGCUUUCCUUACAAAUCUACUCCAAACUCUUGAAAAUGACCCUAACUCUGUCGUCAAGGAAUUAAACAUUUACCGCGAUGCAUUAUGCAACCCUGCAAACAUCCGCCUUCACGUUGCAGGCGAUAUUUUGAAAUUAGAAGAGCCUCGUACAUCCUUUAAAGACUUCUCUAAUAACGGACCUUUGGCCCCAAUCACACUGGCUCAGGAUGUUCUUAGUGCUGCUGGUAUCUCUCCCGGAGAAACGGGUGUUAUUAUCAACCUGCCUUCAAUUGAAAACUCAUUCUCAAUGCACUCAACCAAAGGCCCUAGCAAGUUUGAUGAUCCAGACAUUGCCCCUCUAUUGAUUAUGAUUGAGCUCUUGGAUACCAUGGAAGGAAUUUUCUGGAAACUUAUCCGUGGUCAAGGUCUUGCCUACUCUUGCUUCUUGGAUUCUGAUGUGGAAGCAGGUGAAAUUAGUUUUAGUAUAUACAAGUCCCCUGAUGCUUCCAAGGCAUUCGAACAGGCAAAGUUUGUGAUUGAUCAAUUGACAACCAAAAAGAUGGAGAUCGAACUCUCUGCGGUAGAUGGCGCCAAGAGUGCUGUGAUUUAUAGUAUGGUGUCAAGAGAGAACACUAUGGAUCGUGCAGCUCUCCAAUCAUUUGCCAACCAAGUUCUCAAGCAUAUGCCUGCUUCGUAUAACAGAAGCCUCCUUACAGCUAUUCAGGCUACCAAAGUUGAGGACCUUUACCGUGUACUAGACAAGUACUUUGUUAGCUUGUUUGAUCCAAAAACUUCCAACCAUGUAGUUGUCAGUACAUCUGCAAAGGUUCCAGAGAUCCAGAAGAGCUUCUCUUCGCUUGGCUUUAACCUUAAAUCGACGACACUUAAUGAUAUUGCUGGAGACGCUUCGUCUUAAAAAAACAGUUUAUAUUUCUUAAUGGAUUAUGAUAGGACAAUAAACAAUUUACUACACAUCUUGGCUCGUGUAUUCUUGCUUUUACUACUUCAAAGCAACUGGGGCAUGUCACAUAUAAACAUACACAUGUAUGUAUAUACACGCAUAUGUUUAUAGUUAUGUAUACGUAUUGUAAAUAGGGGUAUUCUAAACGCUCAAACCAAACACAUUGACAAUGGCAUACAAAGACUUGGUCUCAUAUCUGUGACUUGCACUUCCAUCGUGGAGGUUAUCCCAGUAGACGGAGCUUCCGGCAUAGAAUCCUGCGCCAUUCUUUUGCAUAAUUACACAGGUCACAACAUAUUUGUAGUUCUUGUUCAUAUCCUUGAGCUUCUUCAAACAGUUAUCGAUAAUUGUUGAGUUCCAAGAAGGAACCUUUCCAUGUGCAUAAUCAACGUCGAGUAGAACACUUUCCAUUGUCUCUUUAAUAAUAGCUGUCACUUCUUCAGAAUUGAAUUUGUUUUUUUCAACGAGGACAGGGGAAUUGCUGGCUUCCUUAGCGGGUGAAACAGAACGAUUUUCCAUUACGAAUAUUGAAAUGAGUAAACAAAAACAGGGAAAUAAGCUGAGUUUUCAGGUAGUAAAGUUAGUUUGUCUUUAUAUAUUAUAAAGUAAAACAAGGGGAGUUAUGAGAGGAGUAGAAUGAAGAGG